GCAUUUCAUAUAGCCUAACAGCAGACCGCUCCGCGUAUGCUUUGAGCAAACCUGAUUCAUCGGUUUUGUCAAUUGAGCUGCUGCUGCAAAACCCACGCCACAUCCAAACCAACUUAUCUGCGAGGUUAUUACUUGAUAUUUAGCCACUCCACAUAACCCGCGCAGCCUGUGUGGCGCCUGAGAUGAAGUUCCGGCUCCCACAGUAUGCCUACAUUAUAGGCACGCGCGGCAACGUGAAGGAUCACAUGCGGCGCAUGCUGGUAGAGCAGCACGAGGUGGACCGGUCCGUGUUCAAGGCGGUCACGACAGACAAGAGCGUGCCGCUAGAGCACCGGCUGCAGGUGCAGCGGCUGUUCGAGACGGAGGUGCCGCGAGAUUCGGCGGCCAACCGGGUCGUGAACCGGUGUGUGCUGACGGGGAGAGCACGCGGCGUGCACCGCUUCGCGCGGCUGUCGCGCAUCAUGAUCCGGCAGCUGGCGCACUCAGGGUUCUUGCCGGGCGUAUCAAAGGCGUCCUGGUAGACACGCCCGUCGGCGGAAAUGCGCGCGGCCGGCCCGUGUGACACUCCAUUUGCAUGCUGGAUUUGACCCUGCAACAGCAAGUGUAAUAGCAGGGGGCUUGGUAGGGCGUCAGGCGGGAGCAGUAUGGAGCAGCGGGAUGGAUGAGGGAUGCGAGGAGGAAGCAGUGAGCGGCAACCCACCCGCAUCGGGGCGCACAUCUGUAGCGCUUUGGAAUGGUCAGUGCGGCUGCCCGGGUUGGCAUGGACCUUUGUAUCAUUACUAUUGCCACAAGAGCGGGUGGCGGGUCAGCGCGACAAAGUAGAGAAGAAGUGGCGGUUCAAGAAAGAGAUAAACGGAGGAGCUGGCAGUUGUACGGCAAGCCAUUUUAAGACGCUGCCGGACUGUAAUGACACAAAGGUUGUUGAUGUGAGCUGGGUGGUAUGGUGCUCGGGUGCUUUGUGUGGGUUUCGCUGUUGUGUACUGGCGCGUGUGCGCUUUGGGUACUGCAGUGCUGCUGUUUGGUUGGGCGCAAUUGCAUGUAGAGCCUGGCGUACCUGGUUCUGCGCUUGGUGCUGUACGCAGCGCUUCGUGCGCAGACGCACUUUGCUACAUGUUUGUGGGGCUCUGGCGGGCUUCGGCCGGGCUUCGACUCACGGUGUAGCAGCUGAGACACAGCCAUGACACACAGUUUGGUGAAGGUCGGCAGACGACUUGGGGGAGGGCGGUUUCCCUUCGGGCCGCAGAUGGUCCCUCUUGACCUGGGUGCUGGGCACCCUUGCUUGGUGUGCGAUGGGACAGGGUUUAGGUCCCGUAGGGUGCAGCGGACGCCCAUACCCCAAGCAGACGGCAAACAAUUGACAGCGGCAGAGCAGACGGGGCACCCUUGCUUGGUCGGACUGCCCCUUCUUGUAAUGUCGCAUUCAU
This is a messenger RNA of Chlamydomonas reinhardtii, 1424 nucleotides long. RefSeq lists its product as uncharacterized. Gene Ontology annotation, molecular function: structural constituent of ribosome. Gene Ontology annotation, biological process: translation. Gene Ontology annotation, cellular component: ribosome; small ribosomal subunit. The transcript has a single exon. The coding region runs from base 183 to 521 and encodes 112 amino acids. The record is from RefSeq and is a predicted model, not a curated record. Lineage: Eukaryota; Viridiplantae; Chlorophyta; Chlorophyceae; Chlamydomonadales; Chlamydomonadaceae.